Messenger RNA from Penicillium argentinense, 2046 nucleotides. RefSeq names its product DNA cytosine methyltransferase. Lineage: Eukaryota; Fungi; Ascomycota; Eurotiomycetes; Eurotiales; Aspergillaceae. Gene Ontology annotation, cellular component: nucleus. The record is from RefSeq and is a predicted model, not a curated record. Gene Ontology annotation, molecular function: methyltransferase activity. The transcript has 2 exons. The coding region runs from base 1 to 2046 and encodes 681 amino acids.
AUGCCCAGCGAAGAUAGCAUUCCCCGGGUGAACGAGAAUGAGACACUCAUUCCAAGCGACACUUCCAUCAUCUCAGCACAGCUCAGGAAAAUUAUUGAUCUGACCUUGUCGACCUCUCGGAUCGGGCAAGACUCGAAGCCCCGUGGAGUUGUUCCAUCGAUCGAAGGUGGCUCCCGGAAGAGACGGGCCCUGCAGGGGCUUUGCUCCAGCCCAGAACCCUUUCAACUUCGCAAUUGCUCCCCCUUCAGUCUGUCCGACCGCUCGCAGAGAUCAAAUGUCUGGACGAGCUCUGGGUAUGAGGGAGACUGGGAGGAUGCAGGAACUGUCGGGCUUCGGCGGUUUUCGCGUGGUCAUUUAAAACGCCCAUUUGCUCGGCCGAGGGCAAUCGACUUGACUGGCAGCGAUAACGGGUCGACAUCGUUGGAGCCGGUCGUAGUAGCUCCGCGCAAAGUAUCGAUCAAGGUCGACGCGCUUACUAUCACGGGUCUUUCGUUCGAACCGGCGGGCGUGGAGAUCAAGUGCGGCAUGGACCUGGUGUUGAACGACAAUUCGUUUCUCCGUCUUGAAAACAUCUAUCACGACGAAGAUAAAUGGCGUCUGUCGGGUCGACGGCUCCUGCGACCCUCGGCAUUCGAUGACGAGACUUGGCCAAAAAUCAUACCGGAGACGGCGGGAGAACUGGUUUGGGCGCCCCGUAUAAUCGCCCACAUCAAGCCGAAGAGCGUUGUUGGUGUGACCAACAUCGCGUUCACGAAUGUACGGGGCGAUUGGCGAGACAAGGCUGACCUUACUUGCCGAAUCAAGAUAAACCACACAGGCCGCAAUGGCGGAGUCAGUCCGCGAUCUCCGGCUGACUUGAAGAACACCAACUGGGUGAUAGAGUACCUGACCAUCAAGGAGUGCGAUCCCGGAAAGGGGUUCACCAACCAAGCCUUGCGUGAGCAGUGGCGAGGCCCAACAACACCUUUUGGCGAAGGGAAUCUUCUCACUCCUACAGAUUCUGACGAGUCGACCUCUUCCUCGGAAAUUAUCAAUCUCGAUGAUAUCCUCUCACCGUCUCCUCCCGUGACCCCAAACGGUACGUCAAUUAUCGACCUAACCAGCGAGCCUGAACGUGCAUACACCUUUGGCGAUGCGUUUUGUGGUGCCGGGGGCGCUUCUUGCGGAGCGGAUCAAGCCGGACUGAGCCUGAAGUGGGCGUUUGACGUGAAUCAGCACGCGAUUAAGACAUACAGGCUCAAUUUUUCCAACUGCACGAAGGUGCUUUGCCUGGAUGCUCAUCGUUUUUUCAAGCGAUCUCUCAACUUCCUCCGUGUAGAUGUCAUGCAUGCAUCCCCUCCAUGCCAGCCUUAUUCGCCCGCACACACAGUUAACAACGAGGUGAAUGACGAUCGGAACUCUGCCUGUCUUCACGGUAUUCGCAAUGCACUGGAGAGAGUGCGCCCCCGCGUCCUCACCAUGGAGGAAACCUUUGGCCUGGAGCACCCAAGCCACCGACAGAAUCUGUACCGCGUGGUUAUGGACUGCGUCGAGCUUGGAUACUCUGUCCGUUGGGAAAUACUGAAACUGGUCGAAUAUGGUGUGCCGCAGUCUCGCAAGCGGCUGGUUUUGAUUGCGGCUGGACCGGGUGAAGUCCUCCCGGAACUUCCAGCGCCAACGCAUGGUGAUGCACCAUCCCUCCUUCCGCCGCGGACAAUUCGAGAUGCUAUUUGGGACCUGCCAAAAGAUGCCCCGGAUCACGACUUGGAGGUGCGACUGGCACGCUGGAGACUUGAGUACCGGGAGCCCUUGGAGUGGGAUACACAGGCGAAGACUUUUACGACGGCGGGCGGCCAGGACAAUUACCAUCCAGAUGGUCAGCGUACCUUCACCAACAGGGAGGGGGCCUGUCUACAGACAUUCCCUCGGACGUUCCGUUUCUCGAAGGGGGGCGUCCGUACCCAGAUUGGGAAUGCGUUUCCCCCUAUCGCGGCAAAGGCAGUCUUUGAGGAGGUCAAGAAGACGCUUAGAAAGAUGGAUGCGUUGGAACGUUCGCGGCCCGUCUGA